Cotesia glomerata is the source of this 2269-nucleotide messenger RNA. RefSeq names its product stress-induced-phosphoprotein 1 (gene Stip1). Lineage: Eukaryota; Metazoa; Arthropoda; Insecta; Hymenoptera; Braconidae. Bases 154 to 1773 code for a protein of 539 amino acids. The record is from RefSeq and is a predicted model, not a curated record. The transcript has 3 exons. Gene Ontology annotation, molecular function: Hsp90 protein binding.
GCCAGUUUGAAUGCUUCUAGAGCAUUCUAAAAUCUCCAAUGUUAACCACCAUACGAAUGAAUUGCGACAAAGCAUCACGAUAGCACACGGACAAGUUAGAUUGAAUUCCGAUAAAUACAGCAUUUUUUAUUAUUUCAUCUCACUCUAGUGAACAUGGAUCAGGUAUCAGCGUUAAAGGACAAAGGAAACGCGGCUUUACAAGAAGGCAAAUACGAGGAUGCAAUAAAAUUUUACACAGAAGCCAUCGCCCUGGACGGUAAAAACCAUGUGUUAUACAGCAAUAGAUCAGCUGCUCAUGCCAAAUCGGGUAAUUACGAGAAGGCUCUCGAGGAUGCGGAGAAAACAGUAUCAUUGAAAAGUGACUGGGCGAAAGGAUACUCUAGAAAAGGUAGUGCACUCGCGUAUCUUGGUCGUCUGAAUGAAUCAAUAGCAGCUUAUGAAACUGGUCUUCAGUUGGAUCCAACCAAUGCUCAGAUUAGAGAAAGUUUGGAGGAAUUAAAAGCUCAAAAAGCAUCAAUGACCGCUAAUCCAUUCGCUUCUCCAGAUGUAUUCGUUAAGUUGCGCAACGAUCCGCGAACGAAGGAAUUUUUGAGUGACCCAGAAUACUUGAAGCUGCUGAGUGAACUCCAAACAAAUCCACGGGCUUUAGGCACUAAGCUGCAAGAUCCUCGUGUCCUCACUACAUUAAGUGUCUUAUUAGGUAUCAAUGGAAUGGGUGAAGAUGAAGGGAUGGAAGUCGAUCCACCUAAACCUGAAGAACCUAAACCAGCUCCUAAACCACAGCCAAAAGAAGACCCUAGUAUACCACCGGAAAAAAGAGAAGCCAUAGCAGAGAAGCAAAAAGGCAACGACGCUUACAAGAAAAAAGACUUUGAAACAGCACUCAGUCAUUAUAAUAAAGCUGUUGAUCUAGAUCCUACUGACAUAACUUACUUGUUAAAUAUCGCGGCUGUUUACUUUGAACAAAAGGAGUAUCAGAAAUGCAUCGAGCAGUGUGAAAAAGCCAUUGACAUUGGUCGAGAAAACCGUGCAGACUUCAAAUUGAUCGCAAAAGCAUUCACAAGAAUCGGACAUUCCUAUGAAAAGAUGAGCAACUGGAAGCAGGCUAAAGUUUACUAUGAAAAGUCCAUGUCAGAGCACCGAACACCUGAAAUUAAAACUAUUUUAUCUAAAUUGGAACAAAAGAUUAAAGAAGAAGAGAGAAAAGCUUAUAUAGAUCCAGUAAAAGCUGAAGAAGAAAAAGAACUGGGUAAUCAGAAAUUCAAAGAUGGUGAUUAUGCAGCAGCUGUAAAACACUAUUCAGAAGCUAUUUUACGUAAUCCGGAUGACGCUAAGUACUACAGCAAUCGUGCAGCAUGUUAUACAAAACUUGGAGCCUUUGACUUAGGUCUUAAAGAUUGCGAAAAAUGUGUUGAAUUAGAUCCCAAGUUUGUCAAAGGAUGGGUACGAAAAGGAAAAAUCCUUCAAGGUAUGCAGCAACACAGAAAAGCUGUUAAGGCUUACCAAACUGCACUUUCAUUAGACCCUUACAACGCUGAAGCUUCCGAAGGAUAUCGCAGUUGUUCAGUUUACUUUGAUUCAAACCCAGAAGAAGUUAGAAAGCGAGCUAUGGCUGAUCCAGAAGUUCAGAACAUCUUGAGAGAUCCAGCAAUGCGAUUAAUUUUGGAACAAAUGCAAAAUGAUCCUAAGGCUUUACAAGAUCAUUUAAAGAACCCCGCAAUCGCUGAGAAGCUGCAGAAACUGCUGGAGUCAGGACUGGUCGCUAUUCACUAAUAGAAGAGGACCUCAUUAACUUGGUUGGAGAUCGUCAAAGAAUGUCUAUAUAUAAGCUUAGAUAAAAUCAAUCGCAAAAAAGUUAAUUAUAAGUUUGAAAGGGCAAAAAGUUCUCUCAGCUUUUAUUCUAUUAAUUUGUAUUUUAAAAGAGAAAACAAUAUACAUAAAACAUAUGUCAUACGGUUAUUAAUAAUAGUUAUUACAAUGGCAUUGCAAACCAUCCUACAGUGCCUCAAAUUAUAAAAUAACACCAAACCGCAGCCAUUUAAUAAUCAUAUGUAAAUUAUUCAUCGACCAAAUUGUAAUCUCGCUUUGCACUUACAAGUUGACUGAUUUUUUAUUUGGGGCAUUCGUGACGAUUAUGUUGCUAUUGUUGAUAUAUAUAUUUUUUUUUUCUACACCUCUUUUAUAAUAUCAUUCGUAAAACGUAAUAAACAAUGACAAAUGAUGUAAAAUUCAGUAUCCGUAAUUAAACUAAAAUUGAUUAAAUAAUUAA